This is a messenger RNA of Nerophis lumbriciformis (worm pipefish), 1179 nucleotides long. The record is from RefSeq and is a predicted model, not a curated record. NCBI's taxonomy places the organism in Eukaryota, Metazoa, Chordata, Actinopteri, Syngnathiformes, Syngnathidae.
AUGGACUUUAACGUGAAAAAGCUUGCCACGGGUGCUGGGCUGCUUUUUACACGGGCUGUUCAGUUUACAGAAGAGAAGCUGGGCCAGGCAGAGAAGACUGAGUUGGAUGCUCACUAUGAAAACCUAAUGAGCCGCGCAGACUGCACAAAAAACUGGACUGAGAAGAUCUACAGGCAAACAGAAGUUUUACUGCAGCCAAACCCAAGUGCUCGAAUUGAAGAGUUUGUGUAUGAAAAGUUGGACAGGAAAGCACCAUCCAGAGUUACCAAUGGAGAACUUCUCGGUCAUUAUAUGCAGGAUGCUGCUAACGAAUUUGGUCCCGACACUCCAUAUGGAAGCACUCUAAUCAAAGUGGGAGAAUGUGAGCAAAGAUUAGGAGCAGCUCAGAGGGAGUUCCUUCAUACGUCAGCCAUCAGUUUUCUGACACCCCUCAGGAACUUUCUGGAAGGAGACUGGAGGACUAUUACAAAAGAACGGCGUCUAUUGGAGAAUCUUCGCCUUGAUCUGGAUGCUGCUAAAUCGCGUUUGAAAAAGGCCAAAGCAGCGGAGGCAAAGGCUGCGUGCGAGGUCGAUGUGGCGCCAGAUUUUCAGGAGACCAGACCGCGCAACUAUGUGCUGUCUGCCAGCGCCUCUGCUCUUUGGAGUGAGGAAGUUGAAAAAACUGAACAUGAACUCAGAGUUGCCCAAACUGAGUUUGACCGCCAGGCAGAGGUUACACGGCUUCUUUUGGAGGGUAUUAGCAGUACGCAUGUGAAUCACCUCCGCUGCCUACAUGAGUUUGUGGAGGCGCAAGCAAUUUAUUAUAAGCAGUGUCAUUUCCACAUGCAGGAACUACAGAAAGAACUUGGAAGCUACAGUGGGGAAAAUAAACUACCAAAUGCUUUUGCACUGAAUUCCUCCGGCACCAUAGCUACCGCGGACUUGAUAUCAGAAGGCUUCAACAGUUCUGUGGAGAUGGAUACACUGAAGAUUGAGGAAGUGCAAGCUCCUGCUGCAGGAACGCGCAAGGCCAAAGUCCUUUAUGAUUACGAUGCUGCCGAUUCCAGUGAACUUUUCCUCGUAGCAGAUGAGAUCAUUACAGUUUACACAGUCCCAGGCAUGGACUCGGACUGGCUGGUUGGCGAAAAGGGGGACCAAAAAGGAAAAGUGCCUGUCACAUACUUGGAGCUUCUCAGCUAA